AUGCCAAAAGCAAGGGGAGGAACACUCACUAAGGAUUCAAAUAUUUUAUCUAGGGCUUUUUCUUUUAAUGAAGAUUUUGUUUUAGACGAAGUUAAGGACCUCCAUCCAUUUUUCACCAAUUACUUCCCAAGAGACAGAGCCGAUACUUUGGCUUUUUUUUCUGAUGAAAAAGGAAAAUUGAGACAUCUGGCUCUUAUAGAAUACAAAAAACGCUUAAAAAAAGAAGAAAAAGAGGACGAUGACUUUGAAGUUGUUGGGAAAGACCUGCAAUGGCACAAAAAGGAAGCAGAAAAAGAGAAAAUUAUUUUAGUUGAAGUUCAGAAAUAUGAGGACAGUGAAGGAAAUCGAGACGGAAAAAGAUUAGGAAUUGACCCAAACAAAGCAAUUAUUCAAAUUCCCAAAGAAACACCAGAGGAAAAAAAAUUAAUACUCGCCCAAAACAUAGAGGACUUUUUAGAAGAAUUAGAAACUGGAAAAUGA
Molecule: messenger RNA, 480 nt
Organism: Racocetra persica
Lineage: Eukaryota; Fungi; Glomeromycota; Glomeromycetes; Diversisporales; Gigasporaceae
Source: the annotation of a GenBank genome assembly